Symbiodinium necroappetens is the source of this 3439-nucleotide messenger RNA. The record is from the annotation of a GenBank genome assembly. Lineage: Eukaryota; Dinophyceae; Suessiales; Symbiodiniaceae.
GAAACACGGCCUCUGGACUGCGACGGGUUUCAAACGAGACUUGCUUGCCUCAGUCAGCGCUUGUCUGCAGGAGGACACGCGAAUCAGGCCGCCGUCCGAGCCACAUCCUGUGGAGAACACCCUCUUGUUCCUACCGGAGUAUGCUGUGGGAGAGCUCUUGCUCGAACCCAACAUGUCCGACAAGGGAGACACCAGGAAAGAGCUCUGGUUCGGCCGGGUCUGGGAACUUCGGGAGCUCCUCCGCGUGCAGCACGACGAGUACCUAGCGAGGGUGAAUCGCGGCAAGCCAGAACCUGGAUUGACCGCUGCAGACGUGCAGGCCCUGGAUGCCAUGCUCAAGGAUCCCAAGAAGAAGAGCCUUCUGACAAAGCUUUGUGCCCGGUGGAAAGGCACGGCAGUGAGAAGAAGGAACAGUCUGCGAGUGCUGAAUCGACUGAAGUAUUCCUAUCUGAGAGGCACCGUCAUAUAUGCCCAUGGCUCCGGCGGCUGCAGCUGGGAUAACUUCCGGAUUUGCCGGAUGAUGGCUCGGAUGGGCAUGCUGGUCAUCGCCCCGGACGGCUUUGCCUAUCCAAAGAACACGGACUUGGGCAAGAUGAGACACAAGGACGUGCAGCCGCUGAAGCGAGCGACGGACGAAGUGGAUUAUUGGGCAGAUGAUUUGGUCUAUUCCUCGGGUGCGGAUGGUUCGCACACGUACUCCACCAAAGCCGAUUCCGUUCUGGACAACCCAGACAAGUUUCGAGAUCUUUACGAACGAUGCUAUCAGAUGCGACGGCGAGAGCUUCAUUGGACGAUUGAGAAGCUUCCCAGGUGGAUUCGGACACAAGGCUUCUUCAUAGGUGGCACAUCGGAAGGGGCCAUGACGGUGUCACGGUUUGAUGACGGAAGGUAUGGGCACCAGGUGCUGGGCCGCUUCAUCAACUCCUUCAGCAUAGAGUAUUGUUACUUUACGCCCAAACAGGAGGAUGCACAAAUUGGAGGCAACAAAGACGUUCCUACCUUGAACAUCAUCGGCACGAAAGAUGAAUACUUUGGAGGAGCCGACAGUGUUGCUGCCCUUGUCCAAGCUGACAAAGAGCGCGGCUUCGGGGAUGUCAAGCUAGACGGGCAUGGUUUCGACAUGAUGAUGGAGCAGGAACUGGGCACUGGUCUUGUAUGCUACAUGGAAGGAGGCAAGCAUGGACCUUGCCCCAGCCACGACAACUUCCUGAGACGCCUCUUCCAGACGUUCUUUACCCGCCCGCGGGACAUUUGGCGAAUCGCCGACAUCUGGGCGAAUGAUGAGCGCACCAUGGGCUGGCUGGAGGUCAAGAAGCAGCGCACGCGCGGUCAGAAGCUGACACUGGUCCAGGUGCCAGUGAUGGACCAUUCGAAGUUGACCCUGGAGGAGCUGGACAAGUUGCACAGUGCCAAGUGGCUUGGCUGUUGGUCUUCCGCUCUCCUCAACAGUGUCCAGCGGAGUUGCCCGUCUGCCUAUGGGAACUCGUCUAUCAACACGGCUCGAUGCUUUGUCAAACUGAAGUUCAAAGAUGGGCGCAGCUCGGUCCAUCAGAUGACGUCCUUCGGUGUUGAUAUGGGCGAAGCUGCCUUGGACCUGCUCCAGAGUUUGGAGGAGGAUCUACAGAUAGAGAUCAUCGAGCAGUUCGACAUCCAGGGGUGCCCUGGCUCAAGCCCUGGAGAUUUUAUUCUUCGGCAGCCCACGUCCACAGCCAUGUCUGUGCCGGCCACCGCCGAUCAGGAGUUGGAGCACAAAGAGAUCACGAAAGCCGCCUCAUCCCUCUCCCAGUGUACCACGCUGGCUGGAGAUUCCAGCCCAGGAGAGCUGAGUCCGGAGAUAUUGACCAUCAAACCCGAUGUCGAGAAUGCCUUGGAGCAGCCUGAUUGCCAUGCAAUCAGCAUUUGGACCCGCAAGUCCAUUGGUGUCGUGAUUGGCGGUUUCCUUCUGGCGUUCCUCACUGCAAUUUGUUCGGCUGUUACAUACGGGUUCUUCCUCGGCUACAUGGGGCUGGAUUCGUAUGUAAUGUCUUCCAUUACGCAGCUGAUGAAGCUCCCGCAAGUAUUACUUCUCCCGUUCGGAUUUCUCACGGACUGUUGCCCGAUUCGGGGCAACCACAGGAAGCCCUACUUCCUCUUGUCCUGGUGCCUUGCCGGUUGUGCUCUUCUUGCCAUGAGUUUGCGGCCCCUACCUGCUCCAUUCUACUGCCAGAACGAGGAUGGCAGCUACAACUUUCUUGUCCCUCCAUGCAACCCGAACAUCCAUACCGAGAAGAACUGGUACGUUUUCUGGAUGUUCAUCCUGACAGCAGGCAUCCAGCUGGGCAUCACAGCCGGUGAGGGUCUCCUGCUUGAGUACUCGCAGCGUGAGCCGGCUGAACGUCGAGGGCAAAUCAAGGCGGAGAUGACGAUGGUGUCCACAGGUGGGGCAUUGGCGGCCUCCGUGGUCGUUGGAGUGUUCAUGAACAGCAAGGCCUACCUGGGGACGUUCGACUGGGGGCUCUCCUUCAGCGGUCUCAUGGCCCUUUGCUUCGUUCUGGUUGUCUUCAUGAUCCCGCUCUCUGUCUGUUGUGUGCUCGAGCUCCCGAAGCCCAGGCAGCGUGUGGACCGAAUCUCCUGCGCUGCCCAUGUAAAGUCUUCGUGGGAGCUCGUCCAGAAGAACACGUUCUCGAACCUACUUUUCUUUGCAUUUUUGGUACAGCUGCUUUUUUCGAUAACAACCACCGCCGGGCCAAUGGUGAAGAGCCGAUGGGCCGAGGUCAAAGUCCUACAGCAGCAAACGUUUGGCAUUGUUGGGCUGGCCUUCAUGAUGCUGGCGACCUGGAUCUACAAGGUUUGCCUGCUCCAGACCAGUUGGCGAAAGGCCAUUUUCGUCGCAAUCGUUACCAUCAACGUCUUCGAUGCAAUCCCGACAUUCCUCACCAUCUUCGGUGUCGUCCGCAACCAGUACUUCUACCUCGGCGAAGACAUCCUUGGCUGUAUCCCCAUGGCCGGACUCCAGCUGGUGUCCAACUUGAUGAUCAUCGAACUUGCUGAGCCGGGUCGUGAAGGCCUGUGCUACGGCCUCAUCGGCACGUUUCAGAGCUCAAGUACGCCCUUUGGGGCCGUGGUGAGCAAUCAAAUCUUCGGACUUUUCAACCCGAAGCUAUCCAAGCUUGAGAACUACGUUGCGGACACCAGCACCUUCCGCUCUACAGUUGCCUGGUCUUACGUGCUCACCUAUUCCAGCUCCUUCGUUGCUUUGUUUUUGCUCCCCAUGAUCCCCUUCCAGAAGGAGGAUGCUCAGAGGCGAAAGAAAGAGUCAGGCUCCAGCUCUGCCAGGGCCACAUUAGUCAUUGUGAUCCCGACCAUAUGCCUCAUCUACGGAAUCAUCGUUCUGCUUCUGACCAGCCAAGAAGAGACGGCUUGCCUCCAGUGGAUCGGUGGCCAAGGCUGCGAAAGCUAA